Drosophila novamexicana is the source of this 1919-nucleotide messenger RNA. RefSeq names its product putative fatty acyl-CoA reductase CG5065. Bases 180 to 1733 code for a protein of 517 amino acids. NCBI's taxonomy places the organism in Eukaryota, Metazoa, Arthropoda, Insecta, Diptera, Drosophilidae. The transcript is spliced from 7 exons. Gene Ontology annotation, cellular component: peroxisome. Gene Ontology annotation, biological process: long-chain fatty-acyl-CoA metabolic process. Gene Ontology annotation, molecular function: alcohol-forming very long-chain fatty acyl-CoA reductase (NADP+) activity. The record is from RefSeq and is a predicted model, not a curated record.
UGGCAUUCAAAGCGUGUGUACGGCUAUGCGAAUGCAUGUCGCUUGUUAAAAGGAUUUACUACUGAUUAACUAAAAACACAGGCCCUACACACAACAGCAAGUGUUAAUAAAUAAAAAAUAAGUCAUACAAAGUGCUUUCAGUGAUUUACCAUAAAAGAAGGCAACGCGUCUAACUAACGAUGACAUCCAAGCCGAAAUUUGAUUUCGAGAAGGAGGGCCACCUGACCAUUGGCCAUGUGGAUGAGAACGAAAUAGAUCGCGUCGCCGAAAGCUUCAAGGAUCGCAGCCUGUUCAUCACGGGCGGCACGGGCUUCCUUGGCAAGGUGCUGGUGGAGAAACUGUUGCGCUCGUGUGGCGAACUGAAGCGCAUUUAUCUGCUGAUACGCACCAAGAAGGGCAAGGAUCCGCAGGAGCGCAUUAAGGAUAUAUUUCAGAAUGUGUUGUUCGACCAGGUGAAACAGCUGCGCGGCGAGCAGCGCAUAUUCGACCAGGUGGUGGCCAUAGCCGGAGAUGUGAUGCUGCCUGGCCUGGGCAUCUCCGAGCAGGAUUUGGAGACGCUGCGCAAUGAGGUGUCCAUUGUGUAUCACUGUGCCGCCACAGUUCGCUUUGAUGAGCCGCUGCGCAAUGCCGUGUUCAUGAAUACACGCGGCACCAAGUAUAUGCUGGAGCUGGCCGGCACGCUCAAGCAUUUGGACUUCUUUGCCUACUGCUCGACGGCCUAUUGUCAUUUGCAUGUGAAGACGCUGUACGAAAAGCCGUACGAUCCGCCCGCAAAUCCUCACCAGGUGAUUCAGGCCUGCGAAUGGCUGUCCGAUGAGGAGGUGUCCCUCAUUGAGCGCAAGAUUCUGGGCGAUAUACCGAACACCUAUGCCUAUACCAAGUCCCUGGCUGAAGCGCUGGUCGUGGAGAAAUUUAACGAGUUGCCGGCCGUCAUCUUGCGUCCAUCUAUUGUCAUACCCAUUUGGAAGGAACCCAUACCCGGCUGGACGGACAAUAUUAAUGGACCCACGGGUCUGCUGAUUGGCGCCGGCAAGGGUGUCAUACGCACCAUGUACUGCAAUUCGUCCGGUUACGGUGACUUUUUGCCCGUGGACGUGGCCGUCAAUGGCAUUUUGGUGGCCAGUUGGCGUAAUAUUACAGCUGGCACGGAUCACACGAAUCGUGUCGCGCACAUGACCUCUUCCAAUGACAUUAAGGUUUCCUGGGCAGAGAUUAUCGAGCUCGGUCGUUGGGUUAUUGAGAAUAAGGUGCCCUUAAAUGGUGUGGCCUGGUAUCCGGGUGGCUCCAUGAAAUCCAACUAUUGGGUGCACUACGUCUGCAUGGUACUCUUCCAAUGGAUGCCGGCCUUGUUUGUGGACGCAUUGCUAUUGCUUUUACGCUAUCCGCCUGUACUCUGUCGUGUCCAGAAUCGCAUCUACAAGGGCUUCGAAGUGUUUGAGUACUAUGCCAAUAAUGUGUGGAGUUUUGAUAAUUCAGAAGCGGUUAAAUUACGCAAGCUAAUGAAUAACAAGGAACGAAAAACAUAUGUUAUUGAGAAAAUUGAUCUGGAUCUGAUAGAUUAUUUCACCAACUGUGUGUUGUGCGCGCGUCGUCUGAUCCUCAAGGAAUCGGAUGAGUCUAUUCCGGCGGCCAGGCGACACAUGAAAAUUAUGUGGUUCGUGGACAAGCUGUACAAGGGCAUGUGGCUCUUUGGCAUUCUAUAUAUGCUCUACAGAUGUUUCUUUGCCAGCUAAACAUCGUUCCCCUUUAAGUUUAGUUAAGUGCUUAAGACCAAAACUGCUCCCCAGCCGUUCGUUAUGCCGUAUUUGUUACGUUUUGUUAUGUCUUUAAGUCUUUUUUAUUUUAGUUGGUGCUGAUUAGCUGUCAAAAUCUAUUUGUAAAUGUUUAGCAAUAAGUUUUCAAAAUGCAGCAAAUAAAAC